AAGGGACGGAAUGAAUUCCAUCUCUCUUCCUUUUCUGGCCUAGGGGGCACAUCCCCCAACUUUCAAGCACACCGACCCCCCAUCCAGCAUCAGCAGAAGCUCUCAUUUGAGAUGUGAGAGCCUUUCUUUCAUGUGAUCGGAGGGGCAUCAUUUGUUUUUCCCCAACUCCCCCGCUCGCUUGUUAAUGUUUUUGAAUUGUGCCCAUCGUCAGCUACCACGCAGCACCAAAAGGUAUAAAAACAAUCAACUCCUGCUCCUCAGUUAUUUCCCCGGAUCAUCGUCGCAAUCUCCUGCGUCUCCGUUUGCUGGGUCCCAGAUGAUCACCUCACCUUGGCUUCGUCUGAGGGACUCCUGACUGGAACGUACCUGUUGCGCGCACGGGCGGGAUCCAAUGCAUGGCGGGCAAACAAUUCACCCACAUCUGAUCCCAACCACUCGGCGGCAUGGAAGGCUAUUUCAGACACUUCGGAAAUGUGUCAAAGUGCUCGAACUCGCGAUGGUGGGCCAAGCUUUGCUCGGUGCGACUCGGCGCUUCCUGCGUUUGAUAUCAACAAAUUGGGGGACGACAAGGGGAGCAGCAGGAAUGCACGACUGAAGCUAAAAAGCUUGUCGUGGAGAGGUGUGCCAAAACCCGGCAUGUCCCCAUUGGGGACAUUACGACCGCCUGUAACAGGUGGCCCCCGCGCUCUCUUUCAGGGCUUCCUUCCCCCCAAAGCCUACAAUAGCGCAGCGGAUCCGUCGGGUAAAUGCGUAUCGCACGACCGGCCGUGUCGUCGCUUCCUUCCAAAGCCCUACGACAACGGAACAGCUGCUAUCCUGGCGAAGCGAACCAAGGAAGGCAUCAAGGACCACGAAUUGCAAGCAAGAAAAUUUUUCUUUUUUGAAAAGCUUUCCCGUCUGCCUUCUACCCGAGUUGCGCCUUCCUUGCACUUUUCUCUCCCUGCGUCCGUCUUCCGUUGUCUUCUUUCUUGUUUCUUUCGCCGCUGCCGCGGAGCUUCGGGGAAACUCCAGCUGUGGACGGAAAAUGCCUCUCCGCAAAUUCACCGUGACCAUUCCGGGGAAGGCAGUCGUUCCUGGACGGUUGCCCUUGCCAUAAUCAAUGCGACAGGUUCUGGAUAUCUUCAAAAGUUCGGUGAGAUGAUCGCUGGCUCUCCCCAUGAUUCAGAAGCCGAGCAUCCGCUUCCCCAGAACCUGGAGUACGGGGAUCCGGAGACCCCGUAG
Molecule: messenger RNA, 1221 nt
Organism: Neurospora hispaniola
Lineage: Eukaryota; Fungi; Ascomycota; Sordariomycetes; Sordariales; Sordariaceae
Exons: 6
Coding region: 472-1221 (249 amino acids)
Source: RefSeq, a predicted model, not a curated record